GCGAGAGGGCACACAGCGACCAGGGCGCACGAAAUACACUCCGAAUAACUUUCGGGUUAAUCCUGUGAAGAUGAGCAGGAUUUCUGGAGUUCUGCGUCGUGCGUUCGGAAUAGUGCGCGAGCACGUCGGGACAGAUGCUUCGGGAAAUCACUAUUACAUAGUCCCAGAACAGAAGACGUGGACAGGCAGGCUCAUCCGUGCCAAGCGGAUGGUCGAGGCAGCCAAUCCUACAGAAUAUGAGUAUAUAGAGGGCAACAUACCGAUGGAGUGGGACGCUUGGAUCCGAGGCAGACGGAAGGAGCCCCCCUCCGCCAAGGAGCUGCUGAAGAACGAGUUGUACAGGAAGGACAUCAAACUGAGGGCCAGGGAAAUGGAUGAGAAAGAUCUGGCCCUGCAGGCUAAGGAGUACGAGGAAGGUCUGGUGGCGAGUUCCGCGAAGACUGUGGCGAAGGGCCACGCGUCCACCGCCAGCUUUGGCAAGCAGGAGAUCAGCGAAGACCCCACCAGCACUGCAAACGUGUUCCAGCCUGGAUCCUGGUUGCCCAAGAAAUAGACCGAGACAUCCACCGAGGCCGCUGUGACAUGUGACACAAUCCAAUAGAAAAACACUGCGAUAGCAAAUACUUCCAUUGUGAAACUGAAGUAUACUAGAAUUACCUAAUUUGGUUGGUGCAUUUCACAGUGGAAGUAUUUAUUACAAAGCGGUUUAAUUGGCCUGUGUUACAAGAUACACAAUUCCAUUCUUCUAGUCCUGCUCUGUAUAUAUACACAAUACGCACUGCUCAUCUUGAAGCUGACUGUGGGCGACUACAACUGACAUGGCCGUACUUGCAGUGGUCAUGGGUUUCACAAACUACUGUAUUGUUUAACGGAUGUUGUACAUUUUCCAAUAAAUGACUUGAAUAGCUCUUUA
Messenger RNA from Gasterosteus aculeatus aculeatus (three-spined stickleback), 913 nucleotides. RefSeq names its product NADH:ubiquinone oxidoreductase complex assembly factor 2 (gene ndufaf2). Gene Ontology annotation, biological process: mitochondrial respiratory chain complex I assembly. The record is from RefSeq and is a predicted model, not a curated record. NCBI's taxonomy places the organism in Eukaryota, Metazoa, Chordata, Actinopteri, Perciformes, Gasterosteidae. Gene Ontology annotation, cellular component: respiratory chain complex I; membrane; mitochondrion.